AUGGCCGCACCUGCUUCAAAGCGUCCGCGAUUGUCGAGAGAUCAAGCCCUGGCAGAUGAUGCCUCAAAUGAGCCUGUCAGCCAAGCAUUGCUCAAUGCCUCACGUUUCGCCAAUAGCGUAGCACCUCCGCCAUCGCACAACGUCGUAUGGGCUGCGAAUGUGCCGGUUGUAUGCGCACCUACACCUGGCGGAGUGGCGGUCGUCAACGCCAUCACAUCCAAGUCCUGCCAGCUGCGACCCGCUCAUUUCGACCUCGCACAGCACCGGCAGCGACGCCUACCCAAGCCCAACCUUGUCAGUUUGAGCUGCAGUGGCACUACUCUGCUGGCCUCGUUUGCCGCACCACAUGAUGAGGUCCCAGGCGCCCCGAUUGCUGAAGAGACAAUCAAUCUCGAGCCUCGAGCUCGAAUGGUUAAGAGCAGGACUUUCUGCUGGGUGCGCUCAGGCAGAGACCCGUGGAACCGGUGGAAGGAGGUGGCUUUGCCGGUCGAGGUGCGAGAUGGAGGAUCAGAGAUGGUUCACGCUUCAUGGUGCGGUCAGAAGGCUGAUGUGAGUGCUUCGGAUGCGCCUCUUUUCGACGUCCGUCACCGAGCUCAGUGACGACCCCACGCAUCAAAUAGUGGAGACUUGCUCCAGGGCUUGGAGAUCCCUUGUCAUUUGCAGAAGGCGGCUCAAGCAAUCAUGGCCCAAGACGCGUUUUUGUGCAAACAGCAGCGGCUGGACCCACACCUACCGCGCCAGGCUCGGAGGCAGCCAUACUCGUAAAUGCGAGGGGAGAUGUACGUGGUUACUGCUUGCGAGACGCGCGCGAUGCCAAAGACUCCACUGACCCUCGCUGCCCAUGCGCAUGAUCCAGGUAUUCGUGUUGCGUCGCGCCUUCAGCAAGUCGCCCUUUCAGCUUUGGCGGAGCACCCUGCUGAGCUCGACCAUUACUUUGCGGUCUAGUGGGGAGACUCUCUUCGAGACAACUCUAGGUGAUGAGGAACACUUUGUCCAUCAUCGCAUCGACCAGAUCGCCGCGUGUCCGGUGCCGGGGGGUGGGUAAUCGGCUUUCAUCUGCUUCUCUUGCUAUCACAACCUAAUUUCAUGUCCUUCUUCUCCUCUAGAGCCAACUUUGAUGUUGGCUUUCAGCCUCAGAGCUACGUCGCAAGGGCUUGACAGCGGUAGUGGGAGCCACGACGUCACGCCGGACCCGCUCGCAACCUCACCAAACAACGCGGCAGCAGCAGCGCUCUUAGCUCAAGCUCAAAUCUCGACCACACCGAAUGCCGGAAGAACGCCUGGCACCUUGGUCGGAACAGCGACGAGCAUUGGAGCGACACAUGUGCUGGAUGAUAGCUUACGUGGAUGGGUUCAUUUGCGAGAAAUUAGAGUCGGUCUGGAAGGUGUUCACAGCGAACCCUUCAUCAGCACUCGAACGCUGGAGCCUAUAUCACUCGCUCCUAGCGACGGCGCUCGACCGCUGUCGAGACCAAGGCACCUUCAAUGGCACGUGCCAUACCCAUCUCCCGGCUCAAAUGUCUCUGCAUCCUUGCGCCUGUUUGCUGGAUAUUCUGGAGACUCUGAUCCCCUUCAUACGACGCUCAGCAGCGCCUCGAUUCGGUCGUGGCGUGUCGAACGGACAUCUUCUCAGCUCGUGGACGCAUUCAACUCGUUAGAAUGCAAGAAGUCAGAGCUCCCUCCACCCACUUUGGAUUGGUCUGCCACAUCGUCGGUGUCUUGCGAGCUUGGCGCAGUAAAGCUGGAGGGCAUGGCCACAAGCCUGUCUGUCAAUACGCUCCGCAUUUGCACUUCGAAUCCGUUCGACGUAGACGCGCAGAAGACGGUCUCAGAAAGCCGGCUAUAUUAUGCGUGCGUAACAAUGCUGAUGAUUGUCACGUUUUAGCGGCUGAAAACCUCAUUCUGCUUCGUCGCAGGGACACUUUGGAGCCUGUAGAAGGUACGCUGCACCGCUUGCCCCCCGGCGCGAGGUACUUGGGUGAGUCAUGAUGACCAUCGGUGUCGAGCGCCUGAAUGCUGCUCAUCUCGCGCUUGUAAACGUGUGGCAGCUGCCUCUUCAAACGAGUGCUUAGGGGCGUCUCUUGAUGGCCGUGGGCCGGAACCACGGUUGUGCAUCUUCUCGAUGCGUCGGCACGAAGAAAGCCAAGAAGACGUUCAGGCGAACUCAUCUUUGGCGCAACUUCUCGCACUGUCCAUCUUGAGAGGAACGGACGCAAGCGAUCUUGUCAAGGCUCAUCUCGCUUGCUCUACUAAAGGUACGUCGUUUGUGGAUUUUGCGCGAAGCAGCAGCGGUGCUCACUUCUGUCGCAUCUUUGUGCUCGAUCUAGAACACCUCCGUAGCAUAAUUGCUAGUGCAGGACAAAUCCUAGGUGUCCAGCGUCCCGACUUAUGGCAACUGCUCAGACUGCUGCAUCUCAACGCGUCGGUGUGGCCCAAUGGCGCUACCCAGCCUCGUACAGUCCUGCGCUUGAGUCGCGUCUGCGAUGCGCUGUGUCGAGCUGAAAGUCGGGAAGAGCAAAACUCGAGCUUUGCCCUGAGUGAGUCAGAGGUGCACUUCCGGGACCAAUGGGUGUUACUAUCGCUAAUCUGCGAUGUCACACAGACCCAAUCAGGAAACUUGUGGACCACGUGGAGUGGCUUCUCAGCACACUCAAUGCUCUCGCGCGCGGAGCUCUGCUUCUUGAUGCUGCCGAGGCUCUGUCCACACCGCCCUCGAGUGUGGACGAUGACACGACUGAAAUUUCCGGAAAGGGAAAUGUCUGCCGCGAUGCAUCGGCUUUGCUCGGUCUCUUUAUCCUCGAGGUGCCCCGACGGCUCCUUUGCCAAGCUUUGCAGUUCUCUUUGAGACUCAUGCAUUGGCUGGACCGAUCGAAGCAUGGCCGGCGACGCCAAGGAGAGACUGCUAAGGUCAAGGACAUUGCGCCUGGUGGGGAUGAAGAAGCAAGAUUCGAAGUGCUUGAUCUGGCGCACCGUCGCCUCUUGAACGCUGCUGCAAAGUCUUCGGUCAACCCGGAUCGCGCUUUGGAGAUUUUCCAAUCCUUCACUUGCGACGCUGCACUUUCACGUAAGUCUUGUGCAGCAGGCACGUCUUUGCUAGGGUGCUUCGCUGACACAGUCACUUGACCGAUCGCAGAUGAGCAGUGGUGGGCAGAUCCGGGCCUGUUGAGCGCGUCGAGCUCCGCUGCGGGAAAGGCAGCGACGUUGACGCUUGCUAGAUCGCUUCUUAGAGGCGCAUCGAGUGCGCACGACGAUUCGAGCGCCAAGCUGGAAGCUUCAGGCGCGCCAGACAUGCAGACUGGCUGCGUCGCCAAUCGUUUGUCAUUGCUCAUAUCUCCCUGCGACUUUCUGACAGAGCAGACAGCGUUAGGACCAACAGCAGAUUUUGAGUGGCACACCCUCUCCGCUUCUAAGGCCGACUUCUCGUCCUCAGUCGGCGCUCAACUACGCUGGGCAUGA
This is a messenger RNA of Ceraceosorus bombacis, 3456 nucleotides long. The record is from the annotation of a GenBank genome assembly. NCBI's taxonomy places the organism in Eukaryota, Fungi, Basidiomycota, Exobasidiomycetes, Ceraceosorales, Ceraceosoraceae.